Gaeumannomyces tritici R3-111a-1 is the source of this 1605-nucleotide messenger RNA. RefSeq lists its product as hypothetical. The transcript is spliced from 2 exons. Gene Ontology annotation, cellular component: uniplex complex; mitochondrial inner membrane. The record is from RefSeq and is a predicted model, not a curated record. Gene Ontology annotation, biological process: calcium import into the mitochondrion; mitochondrial calcium ion homeostasis. Gene Ontology annotation, molecular function: uniporter activity; calcium channel activity. The coding region runs from base 1 to 1605 and encodes 534 amino acids. Lineage: Eukaryota; Fungi; Ascomycota; Sordariomycetes; Magnaporthales; Magnaporthaceae.
AUGAACAAUGCUUUACUCAGGCUCGGGCUCCCCGCUCGGCUGUCCCGCCUGCCUCGCCCGACGCCCUCCCGCCUUUGCGCCGUGACUUCCUUGCCCAGGCCUCUGUCGGCUGUACCACCACGGUCCAGCCUCCCUGCGCUUGCACAACAGGCGUGUCGAUCCUUCACACCGACCGCCCGACACUGCAGGCGAUCGACGCCUGGAAACCAUGACGGCGACGACGUGUUCGCCGCGCGCGCACGAGACCUCAACCAGAAGGGCCUAGACGAGGAGGAGAAGGAGGUCAGGCUCCGUCAACAUCAGGUGAAGCGGCCGUGGCACCGUGACAAGGCCGACGAGCCGCCCGUGAAGGACAAGGGCGGCGCCGGCAAGGACGAAGAGCUGUCCAAGGGCAAGCUCCUCACUACGCCUACGAGGCUCCUCAAGCUCAUCAUUCCGCUUCCCGUGUCGGUCGAAAAGGACAGGGACAACAACAGCAAAAGUCACGACUUUGGUCGGUCCAUCUCCAGCAACGACGAGAUCCAGCCGCUCGCCCUCCUAAUACAUCCACAGCAACCCCUUUCGUACGUCGAGCGUCUUAUCCAGGCCGAGCUACCUCCGGUGAUGGAAGAUGGCAAGGAGAAGAUACCCAACGUGUACUUCCGGGCCGAAGAUGCGUCCGCCGAGGGCAGCAAAGAAAAAAAGGACAAGGCAACAAAGGAAAAGCCAGACAAAGGAAACCCGCACAAACCCAGUGGCUCACACGUGGCGUCGUACUCUGGGCUGGGGCACGAAGCGUCGGCGCGGGCGGACGAGGAGAAGCGGUGGGUGCGGUGGAGCAGCAGCACCGAGAUGGGCGACUUCAUUCGCGACGCGGCUAGGGGCCGGGAGUUUGUUAUCGAGGUGGAAGGGUACGGGCUCGAGAUGCGGGUCGGUGUGCCGUCGUUCAACGACCGGACGCACUUUCUACGCACGCGGCUGCGGCGCAUGUCGCGUUCCAUUGACCGCCUGGUCGACAUCAAGCGCGAGUGCGACGAGCUGGCGCACCGGUCGGCGCACCGCCUCGCCCAGGGCGGAUUUGGGCUCCUGGCGUCGUGGUGGGGCGUUGUGUACUACGUCACGUUCCACACCGAGGCCGGCUGGGACCUGGUGGAGCCCGUGACGUACCUGGCCGGCCUGGCCACCAUCAUGGCCGGCUACCUCUGGUUCCUCUUCAUCAGCCGCGACCUGAGCUACAAGGCCGCCAUGAACGUCACGGUCAGCCGCCGCCGCACCGCCCUGUACGAGGCGCGCGGCUUCGACGUGGCGCGCUGGGAGCAGCUGGUGCGCGAGGCCAACGCCCUGCGCGCCGAGGUCAUGCAGGUCGCGCAGGAGUACGACGUGGACUGGGACGAGACCGCCGACCUGGGCAGCGAGGACGUCAAGGACGUCCUAGCGGCCGAGCGGCACAAGCGCAAGGCCCGGGCGGACCCCGACGAGGACGAGGACGACGGGGACGGCGACGACAAGAAGGAAGACAAGAGCAGCGGCAGGUCCGAGGCUGCGGACGGCAGCGGCAAGGCGGACGGCGGCAAAACGGAGCAGAAGCAGGAGAAGCAGGCCGGCGAGCAACAGAGGAAAGGCUAG